Monopterus albus (swamp eel) is the source of this 4076-nucleotide messenger RNA. It is a transcript of the gene rtel1, whose product is annotated as regulator of telomere elongation helicase 1. The coding region runs from base 260 to 3709 and encodes 1149 amino acids. Gene Ontology annotation, cellular component: nucleus. Gene Ontology annotation, molecular function: DNA polymerase binding; DNA helicase activity; DNA binding. NCBI's taxonomy places the organism in Eukaryota, Metazoa, Chordata, Actinopteri, Synbranchiformes, Synbranchidae. Gene Ontology annotation, biological process: DNA replication; negative regulation of t-circle formation; regulation of double-strand break repair via homologous recombination. The transcript is spliced from 33 exons. The record is from RefSeq and is a predicted model, not a curated record.
ACGCAGCAGGGGUACGUCAUUACAGUGCGCAUGCGGACUGGAAGGAAAGCGGAAAUUGGCGCCAAGCACGGAACCGGUUAACAGUGUCUGACUUUAUGUGAGAAAUGAUCCAGCGCGGCGGAAUCAGUCGGUAUUAAGUGUUAACGUUGUCAGUUUAAACCAGUUUGACAGUCCACCCGGGGCCAAGAGGAAUUUACUGAAGCUGCGUCACUUUUAACACUACGUUAGUUAACGCUGCUGACGUAAGCUAGCACACACAAUGCCUACGCUGACUUUGGAUAAAGUGACUGUGAAUUUCCCUUUUCCUCCAUAUGACUGUCAGAAGGUCUACAUGAGCAAAGUGAUUCAGUGUCUUGAGAAGAGGUUGAAUGGGGUCCUGGAGAGCCCCACAGGAACUGGGAAAACCUUGUGCCUGCUGUGCGCCACCUUGGCCUGGAGGGAGUCCGUCAAGGAUGGCAUCUCUGCCCGCAAGAUCGCAGAGAGGCUGGGCGGCAAGGAGAUGUUCCCUGACGCUCCCCUGCCGUCCUGGGGGGCGGCUGCUACAGACGGUGACAAACCGACCUACUACACGGAUGUUCCCAAGAUCAUCUACGCAUCCAGGACACACACUCAGCUUGCACAGGUUAUCAGUGAGUUGAGGAACACUUCAUACAGACCAAAGGUGUGUGUGCUGGGAUCAAGAGAACAGCUGUGUAUCAACCAGGAAGUGAUGCGUCAGGAGAGCAACCACGUCAAGGUCCACAUGUGCAGAGGAAAAGUCUCCACCAGGUCAUGUGUUUACUACAACAAUGUUGAAGAUAAGAGCACCGACAGAGACUUGGUGAACUCCAUACUUGACAUUGAAGAUUUAGUCAAAUUGGGCAACAAACAGAGGGUUUGUCCUUACUACCUCUCCCGGUCCUUGAAGCAGCAGGCAGACAUCAUUUUUAUGCCAUACAACUACCUACUGGAUCCAAAGAGCCGCAGGGCGCAUAACAUCGAGCUGAACGGAGCCGUGGUCAUCUUUGAUGAAGCUCAUAAUGUGGAGAAGAUGUGUGAAGAGGCGACAUCAUUUGACCUGACUCCCUAUGACAUUGCUUCAGCCAUUACUGCUGUGGACCGGCUGCUGGUGGAGAAGGCUGAAGAAAUCAGCCGUACAGAUUCUGUCACUGAAGACUUCAAUGUGGAAUUUCUCAAGUCUGAUUUAAAAAUAGAAAACAUUGCAAAAAUCAAGCAGAUUCUGCUGGACUUGGAAGCUGCCAUCGAUUCCUAUGAAGUGCCAAGUGACAAAGGCGUCACAAAGCCGGGAAGCUUCAUCUAUGAGCAAUCUGGGAUAUUCCUGAACACCAGUGGACUGCAGAAGCUGGCUGAUAUCAUACAGCUGGUGUUCACUGGUGAACCAUCGGCAGAGGGAAGAGCACGGCAAAUGGAGAACAACGCGGCUCAUUUUAAGGUUCAUAUCCAUAAAGACACCAGCUAUCACAGGAAGAAGCAAAACAUGGAUGUGUGGGCUUCGUCUUCAUCAAAGAAACAAGGUAACAUCCUGAGUUACUGGUGCUUCUCUCCUGCCUUCAGCAUGCAGGAUCUGGUGAAUCAAAACGUCCACUGCAUCAUUCUGACCAGUGGUACCUUGUCUCCUCUGUCCUCCUUCACCUCUGAGAUGAGGAUAGAAUUCCCAGUGCGUCUGGAGAACGGCCACGUGAUUGAACGGGACCAAAUCUUUGUUAGCGUCAUUGAUCGAGGCCCAGACGGAGUGCAGCUAAGUUCAGCGUUUGACAGAAGGUUUGUUCCUGAAAACAUGGCGUCUUUAGGCAACACUGUAGCCAACCUGAGCCGUGUGGUUCCUCAUGGUCUCUUAGUGUUUUUUCCCUCCUUCCCUUUAAUGGAAAAAACCCUGGAGUUCUGGAGGGCUCACGGACACGCAGAUCGCAUUGAGAACAUAAAGCCCAUGUUUGUUGAACCUAAAGGAAAGGGCACCUUUACUGAGGUUAUUGACGGAUACUACAACAAAGUCAACGAUGCAGCGUCCAAAGGGGGAUCUUUCUUUGCUGUGUGUCGGGGGAAGGCCAGCGAGGGCCUGGAUUUUGCAGACACCUUUGGUCGGGGUGUCAUCAUCACCGGCCUUCCCUUCCCUCCAAAGAUGGAUGCUCGAGUCAUGCUGAAGAUGAAGUUCUUGGAUGAGAUGACCUGUAAGAAGGUUCCUGGACUAAAGUAUCUGUCUGGGCAGGAGUGGUACCGACAGCAGGCUUUCAGAGCGGUGAACCAGGCCAUCGGUAGGGUCAUUCGCCACAAGGGCGACUAUGGAGCCAUCUUCCUGUGUGAUCAGAGGUUUAAAAGCUCUGAUGCCCGGGCCCAGCUUCCAUUGUGGAUUCGACCUUGUGUUCGGCUGUACGACGGAUUUGGGAACGUGGUCCGUGAUGUCUCUCAGUUCUUCAGGGUUGCACAGAAAAUGAGGCCUGUGGUAGAGAAGAAAGCUGCAGCAGAGAGCUGUGGUGCUGUGAGUUUACCAGACACUCAGUCCUCUGGCUUCACUUCCUGCGCCUUCACCCAGAGCUCCCACACCCAGAAGGCCAAGGUGCUGGAUGCCCACCUCCCCAGCCUGAAGAGGAGGAGGCUCAAUGAACACACUGGAGCCAAUGGGAUGGCUAGGCUCUGUACUGAGUACGAGUGUGAGGUGCCGGAGAGUCGGAGGAGACCGGUCAGCCUGCUGGAUGCUCUGGAGCAGGGUGACCAUCGCACAGGGGAGGAGGACGAUGCUGCUGGAGAGGACAAGGCACAUCAUCUGUCCACGCUGUCUCUGCAAUAUGACAAGAGGAUGGUUGAUGAACUGCGUGGAGGAAAACGUAAAAUCAAACUGGUCCAAGAACAGAGAGUGAGCGUGUCGGAGGAUGUGACCGAGGAAGGCAAAGCCAACAGGGCUAAAACGUUUCUGGCAGAGAUGAAGAAGUCGCUGAGCGAGGUCAACUUUGACCGCAUCAUACGGGCUCUGCAGACCUACAAGAAGACGGACAACCUGGAUGUGCUGCUGACUGAGACGGCUGUCCUGACCGAAGACACUAAUACUCACAGUCUGCUGCGCGGCUUCUACCAGUUUGUUCGGCCACAUCACAAAAAGACCUUCGAGGAGAAGUGCCUGGCCCUGACGGGGCAAGGCUGUGGAUACAAACCGGAUCACUCGCUGUCGAAGGACGAGAGGAAAGCACUGCUGCUGCAGAAUGCUACAGGCAGCCAGCCUGCUGAGCCCCUGACCUCCUGUGGGACGUCUUCCUGUGGUCAGCUGAACACACAGCAGCUCAACAGAGGAGGAGACCACCUAAACCAGCAAGGGUUAAGAGAGCCUCAGACUGGUUCUGAUCCAAAGAAUGAGCUCCGCGCUACCUUUAUGGCUGAUGUGAAAAAAGCCCUUGGAGCAGAAAAAUCCACCCAGUUCUUUCAGGCCAUUUACAGCUACAAACAGACAGAAAACUAUGAAAACUUGGUGGCGACAGUGGUGAGCUUACUCACAGAGAGAGAUGAAGACUUCAAUCUUCUAGUCAGAUUCAGCGUGUUUAUUCGCCCUCACCAUAAGAAGCAGUACAAAGAGAUGCUGGAUGCUUUGAUAGGUCGGUCAGUAUCUGCUGCAGAUGUUCCUGCUGUGAGUGGAGACCAACAAAAACAGGCUUCUUCGUUGUCUCCUUUGAGGACACAAAGCAAGAUUUCCAGUUUUUUCUCAAGCAGCCAAAGAAAGUAGAGUCUGAGUUACAGGAACAUGAUGAAUGUAUUUACUGCUGACAGAACCAUAAACAGGACAAACCCUGUUCUGGAGCACUGUGGCUGGGAUGAACUCUGCAGGCUGAGUUAAUAAACCAGUGUUUGAGUCAACUAAGCCCGCCAAAGUGACAUCUGUAACUCCCGACAACAGUACAGACACUACAAUGCUGUGUUUUUCCUCCAUCCUGGAUGGUGAUGGUCAACCAGAGUAGAUCAUAAUUUAAGAUGUGUUUUGGGACAGCAGCUGUUAAGGCUUUUUAAUGUGACUGUAAAUAAAGCACACUGUCUGCUCUGCCGUGGGUCUCUUAAUGUCAUGAAAGUGAAAAUGCAAUGUAAAGAAAUGAUUU